Owenia fusiformis is the source of this 301-nucleotide messenger RNA. NCBI's taxonomy places the organism in Eukaryota, Metazoa, Annelida, Polychaeta, Sabellida, Oweniidae. The record is from the annotation of a GenBank genome assembly.
ACAAUAUAAGAGACACCCAUUGUGUUAACACAAAUAAUGACACCCAUUAUGAUGACAUAAAUACUGACAGCCAUUGCCAUGACACAAAAGUUGGCACUCAGUUUACCAAUGAAGGAAAUCAUUACCAAGUUGCAUCAUGGGAUAGUCAAUCUAAAAAGAAAAAACUGGAUGUAAAAAGUGAAACACUGAUUACAUGUACUAGUCAUGAGAAUCUAAAGAAAGAAGACAGUUCAAAUCUGCCAAUACAUAUUGUUUGGCCUCAUAGAUGGGAGCAUGACAAGAAUCCAGAGAGCCUGUUUAC